Molecule: messenger RNA, 1416 nt
Organism: Stylonychia lemnae
Lineage: Eukaryota; Ciliophora; Spirotrichea; Sporadotrichida; Oxytrichidae
Source: the annotation of a GenBank genome assembly
AUGGAAGCGAGGGAGAGAUAGCAGCUCAUGUUGAGCAAAAAGUGGACUCAAUACUAGAGUGUUUAGUACUGUGAUAAUAGAAAUCCUUUCUAAAGAUCAAGCACACAGCUCUCAAGUGAUUAAGGAGAAAAUAAUCAUGGGAUGCGUAGAAAUCCUACAGAUGUCUUAAAUUUAGAUUAAAUUAAGAAGGUCAAGACUCCAAUGCUUCAAAGAAUCGACUUUGAGAUCAUGAGGCGAGCAUUAAUGUCAAAUGACUUAGAAUCUGAUGAUUCUGACUCCUCUCCAGUUUUAGAGGGCUCAAAGACCCAAAAUAACAGAUAAAAGGCCAGAAAAUUCAAGAAAUCAAAUAGAUUCAAUUUGAUGAGAAAAAGAGCAGAGAUCAAUCAUUUACAACGACAGAAGGAUAGAUACAAGUACAUGUAAGCAGACGAAGAAACUCACAGAAAUGGGACAAGCAUAAUAGAUAUGACUCUAAAUUGUUAAUACUAUGCAAGCACUGGAAAGAAAAUGCCUCGAUCUUAAAGCACAGAUAAUAUCUUGGGAGAGUUACUUUUCGAUAUUCAAAAAGAAGAAUAAGAGUAGAAAAUUCUUGAUUUUGAAUUUAAUGAGCUACAGUAUGAUUCAGGCAAAGAGGAUAAUCUAUUUGAACUUGAAUAAUUUGGUGAUGCAAUAGAACUUAACCGAAUCAGCCCCUAGAAGUAAAAUUCUAAGUUCCAUUAGAAAUACAAUAUUAAAAAGAAUAAACUCAAGAACAGUCCAUUAUAGGAUUAUGCUCACAGGCAAUUAUGUGUAAGAGAUGAUAACGACAAUGAAAGCUUCUUUUCUCAGUCAAUGUUGUCUAAGAUUGAGGAGGAAAAUGGUGCAUUAGGCUUUCAAUCAAUUACAAAUAAAAAUAAUAAUGGAGACCUCGUAAGUGACUAUGAGAUUUAAAAAGAGAUAGACAAUUUACCUCUCUAAUAAGAUGGAUAAAGUUUUUGCGAUGAUGAGAUGAUCAACUUGAUUUUAGAAGAUCAAAUAAGCUCAAGAUAAAUAAUUUGUACUUCGGCCUAAAAAACCAGAAACAAUACUGACAUUCAGAAAGGAACAAAAGCUCUACAUCAAAAACGUCAAUCAUUGGGAUGCGAGUUAGAAUCGUCACUACCCAAAUCUUAAUCUGAUGUCGUUUAAAAUUUAAGUUCGAGGCAAUAACAAGAUAGAAAGCAGUAAAAAUCAUCUCACAAAUUAUAGCACCAAACUUCAGAGUUUCUCAAAGAUAAGAACUUCGAAAAUCAAGAGAAUAAUCAGCACAGAUAAAUAUAGUAGCAUAAGCUUUUCAGAGGAGCAAGUACACCCAUAGAGUAUGACGCAGGAUACUUCAUAACGAAGCAGCAAAUCAAAAUGGAUAAAAUCUUACCAAAUCAAGUCACAGCAUAGUGA